Neopsephotus bourkii (Bourke's parrot) is the source of this 1308-nucleotide messenger RNA. It is a transcript of the gene CBX3, whose product is annotated as chromobox 3. The transcript is spliced from 7 exons. The record is from RefSeq and is a predicted model, not a curated record. The coding region runs from base 221 to 793 and encodes 190 amino acids. Gene Ontology annotation, molecular function: chromatin binding. Gene Ontology annotation, cellular component: pericentric heterochromatin; nucleus. Lineage: Eukaryota; Metazoa; Chordata; Aves; Psittaciformes; Psittacidae. Gene Ontology annotation, biological process: negative regulation of transcription by RNA polymerase II; chromatin organization.
AUGUCGCUGUUGCCGCCGCUGCUCAGUGCGCGCAGGGCGAGAGCGAGGAGGAGACGCCAGACCUGAACGGCUGGGCACCAUUGAAUAAAAGCUCUGCAAGUCUGCAAUAAAAAUGGCCUCCAAUAAAACUACAUUGUGACAAGAAUUAGUGAAGCCGAAAAGCGUACCAGAAAACAAUCUGCCAUUGAAUCAAAGAAUUUUAGUGCAACGGAGAACACAGAUGGAGAUAUUCCCCACUUGUAGCCUGCUUGCCUCAUCACCACACAAAAUGGGAAAGAAACAGAAUGGUAAAGGUAAAAAAGUUGAAGAGGCAGAGCCUGAGGAAUUUGUUGUGGAAAAAGUCCUGGACAGACGUGUUGUAAAUGGAAAGGUGGAAUACUACUUGAAGUGGAAAGGAUUUACAGAUGCUGACAACACAUGGGAACCUGAAGAAAACUUAGAUUGUCCAGAGCUAAUCGAAGCUUUUCUGAACUCUCAGAAAGCUGGUAAAGAAAAAACAGAUGGUGCCAAAAGAAAAUCCUUGUCAGAUAGCGAGUCUGAUGAUAGUAAAUCAAAGAAAAAGCGUGAUGCUGUUGAUAAACCAAGAGGAUUUGCAAGAGGUCUUGAUCCUGAGCGGAUAAUUGGGGCUACAGAUAGCAGUGGAGAGCUUAUGUUCCUCAUGAAAUGGAAAGACUCUGAUGAGGCAGAUCUGGUGCUGGCCAAAGAAGCUAACGUGAAGUGUCCUCAGAUCGUAAUCGCUUUUUAUGAAGAGCGACUAACUUGGCAUUCAUGCCCAGAAGAUGAAGCACAAUAAUUAGUUGCAUUGCUUUUUUAUAUAUAUGAAUAUUAAACCCGGAAAUCUGAUUUAUUAGCAAUGUGAGAAACAUACAUUCUAACAAGAAUCAAAUUUGAUAUUUUUUUGAAGUAGUAUGUUUUGCAUCAACAGCAAGUAAAUAAAAGCUUUCUGCGACUUGUUUCAUUUAUCACAAGAGAGCAUUUGAUACUACUACUUCCUCCAUAUUAGGUAAAAGCUUUUAUAAAACAUUCAUAAACUUCCAUAGUUAUUAAAGAAUCAUAAUGAAUGUUUAAACAAACUCACAGAUGUUUUUGUAGUCUUCUAUACUAUUGAUGUGCAUGUACCUCCUUUACCCAAACCUAGCCCUUUAAAAUUGUAGAAUCAUUCUUUUUAGUAUUUGGGAUCACCUGGUCUCAAGACCAGGUGAAAACUAACUUUGUAGUAAUUUGAAUGUUAUCAGACUGUAUAUUGUUUACUUUAUUGUAAAUACUGGUGAACAGUGGUCAAUAAAAUAGUUUUAUAUUCUUCCUUUA